AUGAUCGAAAUGCAUACGGCGGAACCAAUGCAAGUGGAUGUUCCACUUGAAGAUAAUGAAAACAAUGAGGCAGAGUGUUAUGUGGUUGAAAAUCCUACCUUAGACUUAGAAACUUAUGCUGCAUCAUAUACUGGCUUUGCUAGGUUAUACAGAUUAAUGUUUGUAGCAGAUCAUUGUCCAUCACUAAGAUUAGAAGCACUCAAAAUGGCUAUAUCUUAUGUUAUGACCACAUAUAAUGUAAGCCUUUACCAAUCACUCCAUAAAAAACUAGCUGAAGCCAUAGCUACAGCAGGACUGCCUGAUGUUGCUGUACAAAUGGGUUCACAAGAUAUACCAGUUCUGGACUCCAUGUGGGUGGAAUCAAAAACCAAGAAAGCUGCCAUAAAACUGGAAAAAUUAGAUACUGAUCUUAAAAAUUACAAAACUAACUCCAUAAAAGAAAGCAUUAGAAGGGGACACGAUGAUUUAGGAGAUCACUAUCUAGAUUGUGGUGAUCUUACUAGUGCUUUGAAAUGUUACUCUAGAGCUCGAGACUACUGCACAAGUGGCAAGCAUAUAAUAAUGAUGUGCCUGAAUGUAGUUAAAGUUUCAGUGUAUUUACAAAAUUGGUCUCAUGUUCUGAAUUUUGUAUCUAAAGCAGAAGGAACUCCAGAUUUCAAUGAAGCCUCAGGAAAAGACUCAAAUCAAGCCAUACUGACCCGUUUAAAAUGUGCCGCUGGUCUAGCUGAGCUUGCAACUAAAAAAUAUAAAUCUGCUGCAAAACAUUUCUUAGCUGCUAGCAUUGACCACUGUGACUACCCAGAACUGCUCAGUAGCAAUAACGUUGCAGUCUAUGGAGGUCUCUGUGCAUUGGCAACAUUUGAUAGGUCUGAGCUUCAAAAGCAAGUAAUAGUUAGCAGUUCUUUUAAAUUAUUCUUAGAACUAGAACCACAGUUACGAGACAUAAUUUUUAAAUUUUAUGAAUCUAAAUAUGCUUCUUGCUUAAGGUUACUGGAUGAGAUUCGAGACAAUCUACUAUUAGAUAUGUAUUUAGCACCACACUUGAAUUCUUUGUACAUGCAAAUACGCAACAGAGCAUUAAUUCAGUACUUCAGUCCCUAUCUCUCAGCUGAUAUGCGUCUCAUGGCUGCCGCAUUUAAUUGUACGGUGAAUGCUCUGGAAGAUGAACUAAUGCAAUUAAUACUUGAUGGACAAAUUCAAGCACGCAUUGAUUCACAUAAUAAAAUACUAUAUGCUAAAGAUGUGGACCAAAGGAGUACUACUUUUGAAAGAAGUCUAGCAAUGGGGAAGGAAUAUCAGCGGCGGACCUCUAUGUUAAUUCUACGUGCUGCUAUGCUCAAAAAUCAAAUACAUGUUAAGAAUGUUGGACGUGAAGCCGGGCCGCAAAGUGGAGAGGCCCCUGGUUCUAGCACCAGCCUCACAACUCGCACUUUCGAAACUGUACCCUUG
Messenger RNA from Brenthis ino (lesser marbled fritillary), 1449 nucleotides. The record is from the annotation of a GenBank genome assembly. Lineage: Eukaryota; Metazoa; Arthropoda; Insecta; Lepidoptera; Nymphalidae.